Molecule: messenger RNA, 1802 nt
Organism: Dermacentor andersoni
Lineage: Eukaryota; Metazoa; Arthropoda; Arachnida; Ixodida; Ixodidae
Source: RefSeq, a predicted model, not a curated record
AGAUUUGUCGUUCAGGGAGUUGGUUAGAGGCGGAACUAUCCAGAAAGGUACAAUAUUCUCUUGUUUUACAUUUAGAAACAUUAAGGCUAAUCGACCAUUUGUCACACCAAGACGAGAGCUUAUUUACGCCACUUCGCGCAAGAACAGCCCCAUACCUUAUUGAUAAUGCGACAUAAGACACAAUCAUAAGUCAACAGCUUAAUCAAAUAUGUGAUUCCGACAGGCAAAUCAUUUAUUUAAAUAACAAACAACACACAACAAAUGAAUCCUUAGAGCACUCCCGAGGACACUGACAAUGACGGCGAAUCACAAAGUGCAGGCUAGUACUGAAAAUAGUUCGACAAGAAGCACUGCCCGAAGCCUAAACAUUGGCAUAAAUUUUUAGUUUAAGCACAUUAAAAAAAAAGGAGAUCAUGCGAAACUGUCAAACUCUCGAAUCAAUUUCCUGACUACUCCUCUAAAGAAUUCGUUAGUAAACAAAAUUAGUCGUGAUUGCCAAAAGAAAAACACUUCAUAAAGCUAUGCUGACGUCAAAAAAAAAAAAAAAAUCAGACUCGAGAAAAGUCGUCAGGUUGGUAUAUACGGUAUUUACGCUAUAUUCAAUAUUUACAGUAUAUGCAGUAACAAUGUUUGCAUGGUACACGUGCUAACAAUGUUGGUCUGUAGCAAAUGGGCGAGUCUGAAUUACCAGAUUUGUGAUAACUCACCGCGCAGAAUGGCUAGUCCAUUGCCCCUUGACGAUAAUGGCCGUGUGAAAACUCACUAUCACCGGUUGUUCGAAAACAAACGGGAGUAGCAUAAUCGGUGCAGUAAUCUCUGCUUGGCUUCUGUAUACUUGUGAUUCUCUAACGGCUUACCCCGCAAACCAUCAGGAAGAACCGCUGAAAGUACUUUAUCGCAUAGCGAAGUCUAUAUAUCACGCAGCUCCCACGGUGGUCUCAAGAAACUCGCUAAAGCCUCUGAUAGCGAACUAACACUACUAUCGCCGAUCAAGAUGUUUAUCCGAGGGAUAUAGGAAGCGUUGGCUCGUUUGGGCGCUGCUGUAGGACGCUCGCAUUUUCGAGCUGCUGGCAUGGGACCGUUCACUGUUGCACUGUGCCUGUUGGCAGUGACGCUAGCAGCGUCUUCCCAAGCCGAUGGCUCAUUCUUCGCCGCGAAGCUGGGGAAGCGCACCUACUUCUCAGAGGACGAAGUGUGCAGCGAGGCCCUGCAGCGGAAAGUGCGUUGGGCAGGCGGCCGUUUCACCCGCCGCUACUUUGGCUACUGGCCGCUGCGUGGAGACCCCGAGAGUAGGACGAACGAGUCUUCGCUGCUCGAGCUGAACCUGUUCACGCCGACGGUCGCGGACAUGCGCAUCCACGGCUGCUCUAUGGAAAUGAACGUCUCCGCGAUUCUCAUCGGAGCAGCCGAGCUGGUGUUGCCCGCAGCCACGGAGGAAGUCCGAAUUUUGGGCUCCGGUCACGUCGUGGCAAAGAUCUCGUGGCCCGGACCUCGAGUGGACAACGCUUCCUUAACCGCCUUCCGCUUUCUCGUUCAACCAUCGGAGAGUGAAGACUCAGGACACGCCAAGCUGAUCGCGCAGGCCACCGAAGAUCUUUUGAUGAACAGGAUCUCCAAGCAGCUGCCCGAGUUUUUUCUGCGGGUAAUGGGCACCGGGUCAUCAAGACGGAGGAACCAAAUCCACCACAGAAAUCCCACGAUGCCACCGCUGCCUUGUCCAAUGGGGCUCCAACAGUAUAGGCUGCCUCGGUCAAAUUACACGAUAGUCUGCUGAAGAAUCACGCAUAAAAUAAUGUGGAGUA